Messenger RNA from Sycon ciliatum, 2042 nucleotides. RefSeq names its product tetratricopeptide repeat protein 33-like. Gene Ontology annotation, molecular function: protein binding. The transcript has a single exon. Lineage: Eukaryota; Metazoa; Porifera; Calcarea; Leucosolenida; Sycettidae. The record is from RefSeq and is a predicted model, not a curated record. The coding region runs from base 36 to 725 and encodes 229 amino acids.
UUUCGAACUCAAAGACAAGGUUUCUUGUUGUGUCGAUGGCGUCUACACAAUUUGGGUGGAAGAAGAAGACAAAGGUACCUACAACUCAAGUGGCGUUUGGUGGUGAUGAUGAUGAUGCGUCUUUGGGAGGUGGCGAGCGAGUCGAUGACGACGUGGACUGGCUUACAGCUUCAAAACGCAAGCAUGGAGUUUUCCUGGAGGACAGUAAAAUGAAAAGCGAACGUUUGAAAGAUGAAGGCAAUACCUUUGCUGAGGAGGAACGCUACUGGGAAGCUAUUAAGCGUUGGGAUGAAGCUCUCGUGCUUACUCCUGACGAUGCAACUCUUCACGAGUUGAAAUCACAAGCUUAUUCUGCUGUCGGAGAGAGAUUUCCAUCAGUACAUAGUGCUGAAGAGUCGUGUCGUUUGGAUCCUGUGUGGUAUGUGGCACGCCAACGACUAGGCAGAGCACAAAUGGACAUAGGAGAGGUGGAGUUGGCGCUGACUAAUUUCCAGAAGGCCGUGCACUUGCAUCCAGCUGAUCCAGAGAUUUGGAAAGACGACCUCUUGUGGGCUUGGGAGAUAGCCAAGCACAAGCGAGCUGCCAUCGGAGACAAGCCUGAACAGUUUCCUGUGAAAAUUUUCAAAGAAGGUGAGAGUGAGGAUGAUGAUGAUGAUGAUGAUGAUGAAGAUGACUACCAUUACGAAGGAGAAAGUGAGGACAGUGAUGCAGAUAAUGGCACAUAGCAACAUGUCGCAACACACUGUUUUUGUGAGUAUGCUCAGCGGUUGUGCUUGUAGCCUAGCUAUGUGGUCACUCUUUGGCCUGGGCUAGUAGCUGUGUCCAGAUCCAGCCAGCUUCCGUAUCAGGUACGGAAGACAUUUGUACGAGUAUACAGCUGAUACAACCGAUUGGACUGGUGCGUCCAGCUGAGUAAUUCAAGUUUGCUUAUGCCACCUUGUGUGCAGCAAUGCAACUACUGGUAGCUAUUUAUACUAUAUUGAGUUACAGAGUAUAUAACACACUUUCACACUAUCAGGCUGGUGUACUGUGCAUGUGCGCAGGCAUUCUGUUGUCGAUUUGUACAGUCAAGGAGUGCCAUGUGCUGGACUGUCUCAUUUCGACCGGAGUUUCUAACAUGCUGCAGUGAAGUUUGUAGGCUGCAUGUGCGCAGGCAUUCUGUUGUCGAUUUGUACAGUCAGGAGUGCCAUGUGCUGGACUAUCUCAUUUCGACCGGAGUUUCUAACAUGCUGUAGUGAAGUUUGUAGGCUGCAUGCUCUCCUGUCACUGGGCGUAGGAGCAGUGUGUUCAUCCUGGAUUCCUCAGUUCUAGGCAAAAGUCAGUUGUACAUUGUUGUGCUCUUCUUUCUUUAGUGAGCGAAUUGUUUUUCAAUAUCCUUGACAUUUUCCUCUAUUUUAUCUAGCUACAUGGCUGUGCUAUGUGAUAGUUGCUAUUGUGUGCUGACUGUUUUCUGACAUGUGACCGUUGUGUUUGCGGAAAAAAACUAGUUUUCAAACUAUUCAUUGUCACUACUGACGUUUGGUUGUGGGCCAUACCCUCCAGUCAUGCUUACGUUAGUCAUAUUGCAAGCAGCAUGUGUCUAUUGCUUGUCCAUGCAUCACAAUGCCGGAGUUAAAUGAUGGCAACGCUAUGGCUGCUACAGCUAGCAGAUCUAGAACAUUCUAAGAUCCUUGUGAUGUACUUGCCUGCAACACACACACACACACACACACACACACACACACACACAGACACAGACACACACACACACACACACACACAAAGGCACACACAGAUGCAUGUACACGUUUGCAAUUGAACAGCUUUCUUGGCAGCAGAGACAUGUGCACACUGGUGGAAUGUAGCAGCGUGCGUGUAGCCGUGCGCUUGACACGGUUUUUAGUUUUAACCUGUAUUUAAGUUGCAAUGCCAGGGUGGACAUCUAUUGUGAAGUAUAGCCCAUGCGUACGUUGUAGUUCCUUUCAAUGAUUUUUAUAUCAAGCUAGUGCUCUGUUUUAUAACGCAUUAUUUCUGUGCACAGUCAAGAUAUAUGAGAAUGCCAA